UUCCUGAUCCUGCAGCUGGUCCGUGGUGCUGAUGUGACUCGGGGCAGCUACUAGGGAUGCACCGAUGGAGUGAAGAGGUCGAGGCGACGAAAAGCAGCAGCAGAAAAGCAGCAGAGAUGCAGAUGGAGAGCACGGAUGCCCACGUCUGAACUGAAUCAUCCCGAGGAAGGGGGGAGAGAGCAAGACGAACGCAGCGCAAGACUGUACCCGUUCUUCGGCUGCACCUAGCAGCAUCACCACAGCAACCAGAAAAUACAAUUAAAAGACAACUGAGGCCGAAGCCGAGCAACGAGAGUGCGGCUCCUUACCUUCGGACAUAAGGAAGGGAAAUGAUUAUGCAGAGGAAGAAAGGCUAUUUGACAGAUCCGGCCACACUGUGGAGGAGGGAAGUGUCUUUUCAUUAACAGGAAUGUGCCACUGUUUACUCGGCAGAAAGGGGAGUGCCAUGAGAGAUACCGAAGAGACGAUCUGCUCGUGGCUGCGUUUUUGCCUGUUUUCACCCCCCAGCUGGCCCUGAGCUAGUUGGUACAGGCCUACCGGCCCAUCAGGUAUUGGAUAGUUAUAUUUUUUUUCCACAGGGUGCACCUGGCACGAGGAUUGAAAGAUAGAGCCGCUCCCGCUCGGAGGCACAGGGAGACCCGGGGAGUCCCAGUGCAAGAGAAGGCUCCAGUUCUCCACCCUUUAGGCUACCUCCUGCUAUACCAUGGGAUGUAGGCAAAGCUCUGAGGAGAAAGAGGCGGCUCGGCGGUCCCGGAGAAUCGACCGCCACCUGCGCUCGGAGAGCCAACGGCAACGCCGGGAGAUCAAGCUUCUCCUCUUGGGUACCAGCAAUUCGGGCAAGAGCACCAUCGUCAAGCAGAUGAAGAUCAUCCACAGCGGGGGGUUUAACCUAGAGGCGUGCAAGGAGUACAAGCCACUGAUCAUCUACAACGCCAUCGACUCCCUCACCCGCAUCAUCCGGGCCCUGGCCACCCUCAAGAUCGAGUUCCACAACCCGGACAGGGCCUAUGACGCCGUCCAGCUGUUCGCCUUGACCGGCCCGGCGGAAAGCAAAGGAGAGAUCACCCCUGAGCUCCUAGGGGUCAUGAAACGACUCUGGGCCGACCCCGGGGUGCAGGAAUGUUUCUGUCGCUCCAACGAGUACCACCUCGAGGACAAUGCGGCAUACUACCUGAAUGACCUAGAAAGGAUUGCCGCACUGGAUUACAUUCCCACGGUAGAAGACAUUCUCCGAUCUCGGGACAUGACCACUGGCAUCGUGGAAAAUAAAUUUACCUUCAAGGAGCUGACUUUCAAAAUGGUGGACGUGGGGGGUCAGCGGUCAGAACGCAAAAAAUGGAUCCAUUGUUUCGAGGGAGUUACAGCAAUAAUUUUCUGCGUGGAGCUGAGUGGAUAUGAUUUGAAGCUGUACGAAGAUAACCAAACGAGUCGGAUGGCCGAAAGCUUGCGUCUCUUCGACUCCAUUUGCAACAACAACUGGUUUAUUAACACCUCCCUCAUACUUUUCCUGAAUAAGAAGGAUCUGCUGGCAGAGAAAAUCCGGCGCAUCCCGCUCACUGUCUGCUUCCCGGAGUACAAAGGCCAGAACACCUACGAGGAGGCCGCAGUCUACAUCCAGCGCCAGUUUGAGGACUUGAAUCGUAACAAGGAAACCAAGGAAAUCUACUCCCACUUCACGUGCGCCACUGAUACCAGUAAUAUUCAGUUUGUCUUUGAUGCGGUGACAGAUGUCAUCAUUCAGAACAAUCUCAAGUACAUUGGCCUCUGCUAAGAAUCUAGGGCGAUCAGUCCACUUGCUUAUGGCGAAAUAAAAGGAGGGAAACUCAACCUCCAUUUGUGGUGGUGAAAAUAAAAGGGCGGCACUUGAAAGCCCAAGGAGAAAAAGUUGGGGGUGGGGGGAAGAGGGGGUAAGCUAAGGUAUGUUCACAGAACCCCCCCCACACACACACCUCCACCAACCUCCUUAUCCCCACAUAACACUAUUUUGAAAAUAUAUAUAUAUUCAGAUAUAUAUAUAUAUAUAGAUACAGAUAUAGCUAGAUAGAUAGACAUAUACAUAUAUAAACACAUACAUGUUUUGGAGAUUGCAAAGUUCCCAAAAGAGUUGAGGUCUUUUUAAUAGUCUGAAAUGUGCUCAUAAUCAUGGCAAAGUUCAUUCUGUUCAUUUCAUUUUGCUUCCCGAAAGCUGCCAUCCUUCUGCGUAUGGAAUGAUCCUUCAUUCGACUGUCGUAGAAACCAUUUUACUGUCAUGAAGAGGCAGGGGUGGCAGGAAAAAAAAAGAAAUGGGCCUGCCUUGCACUUUGCUUCUAGAAAAGAAGCUAUUUCCAAUUCAGAAACUAAAGAACAGAUUCAAUCGAAGUAUUCCAUGCAGCCAAAGGACCUGUAUCGACAGUAAUGACGCAUAAAAUCGUACAGUUUAUGCACACAUUUGACACACAGGAUGCACUGUGUAUAGAUACUCUGCUUUUCACGUAAUUCAUCCUGGAUAUAUAACGUACAGAAACCAAUGGUGCAGAUCAAGUUUAUGACUGACAAUUUGACCUAUAUCCCCAUUCAGCUCCUUAAAGCUUCAAAAAACCAAAUUAAACGUAUUUUAAAAAAAAUGAAGGAAGCUACUUAAUUCUGGGCCAGCCUAGGGGCUUGUACUUCUUCUACUGGAACGAUGUUUUAUACAUUGAAACAUGAUCUUUCUUCUUUUACCUUUUUUUGGCCAAAUCUCGUGGUGUUUCACAAACAAAAAAAAAUAAGAAAACUUAAAAAACGAUCGUUCUUUUUUAAAUACAGAUACGAGGAAAAAAAAAUCACAAUAUUUUUUUUAAACUACUGUUUUUGUGUCUAGCUUGCUGAGUGUAAAAAUUGCCAAUGGACAACUUUGCCCCAUUGCUCCAAAGAAAUUCUGGAAAAUGUGGUAAUACUGAAUAGCCUUUCUCAGGCUAAGAUCAUCAAGAGGGUGUAGUAUAUAAGCCUCUGCAGAGUCCUUUUGUUAUUGGUGAGGUUUUGUUUUUUCGUUAAGAAAAUGUGAUGUAUUUUAAGAAGGUUAAUAUGGGAGCGAUAUGAACAAUAACUAAAUGUCUUGAUAUUUAAAAGAGUAAUUUAUUUGCAGUUUAGCCGAGUUAGGGAAGGAGAGUAGAGAUGAUGCAUUUCCUCAGCUCCAUGAUGUCAUCACUCGGAGAAAUCCAGUGGGAUGAGGUAACUAUUCCUCUGAUUGCGGACGGAGGACUGAAGGAGCACUGUGGAACUCUACCGGAAAAAUACUCAAUUGGCUCAGAGCCCUUUAUUUUAUUUGGACACUUUUAUCCAUUCCAUUAAAAAACAAAAGACUGCUUUCAGACUUCGACCGAAGUCGCAAUGUAAAUACACAUCCAUUCGAGAAUUGUAAAGCACAUUCAAACGCUCUGGAAAAAAAAAAAAAAAAGAAUCUCCUUCUCCUCCCUUUGUUCGGUCCCGUGUGUUUCCAAGAUUAGUGUGAAAAGUCUCAGCCAAGGGCUUUCGGAAAUAAGGUGACGACGCCAUCAGAGUCAAAGGUUGUCCACUUUAAAGAAAAUAAAUAAUCUGAAUGAGACUGA
Tachyglossus aculeatus (Australian echidna) is the source of this 3566-nucleotide messenger RNA. It is a transcript of the gene GNAZ, whose product is annotated as G protein subunit alpha z. Gene Ontology annotation, cellular component: heterotrimeric G-protein complex. NCBI's taxonomy places the organism in Eukaryota, Metazoa, Chordata, Mammalia, Monotremata, Tachyglossidae. Gene Ontology annotation, biological process: adenylate cyclase-modulating G protein-coupled receptor signaling pathway. The record is from RefSeq and is a predicted model, not a curated record. Gene Ontology annotation, molecular function: GTP binding; G protein-coupled receptor binding; G-protein beta/gamma-subunit complex binding.